AUGUCAUCUACAGAAUUGUACACAGAAUCAAAUGAGGAAUCUCACGAUUUUUUUAACUUUGACCCAUUAGUGAGCACUAGCAGUAACGCUCAACAAAGUAGACGCUCUGCAACAUCAGAGGCAGAAAUACAGACCGUACAAUUUUUCAACAAUUUAUCUCAAGAUCUGUCAAUACUUCAGCAGUAUCCACCAAUUAAAGAAAUAUUUUUAUGCUAUAAUACGCCACUGCCGUCAUAG
Melanaphis sacchari is the source of this 237-nucleotide messenger RNA. RefSeq lists its product as uncharacterized. NCBI's taxonomy places the organism in Eukaryota, Metazoa, Arthropoda, Insecta, Hemiptera, Aphididae. The record is from RefSeq and is a predicted model, not a curated record. The transcript is spliced from 2 exons. The coding region runs from base 1 to 237 and encodes 78 amino acids.